CCGGCACUUACUACAGACGUCUGUGAUCAGUUUUAUUUCUUCGCCUAAAAGGUUCAGAAAACUUGGGACAAAAUGGCCUGGCUUUAUUUUUUGUUGUUGCACGUUUUCCAAACCAUCCAUGCACAGACGGCAACCAGAUUCCAGAACCCAUGGAUUAAUGUUGUCAGAAGACACGCUUGUUCUAUAGUGGAGUGCAAUAUAGGGGAAACGUGUGACUUGUCUUACGAGAACUGUCGUCCUUCUGGGCCUUGCCUGCUAAAACAACCCACCUGUGUCUCAGCAUUUAACUCCGCUAGACCAGGACUUUGUCCCAGUCCAGCACAUAGUAUUCUUCCGCGUUUUACCCUGGACUGCUUUGAUGACCCUGGGUGCUCAGCUGCCAGAUCUGAAAUUUGUUGCCAUAGUUACUACGGAAGUUACUGCUGGGAUACAAGAAGACAACGAACCGGAAGGUCUCUUAUACCACGAAUAGCGGAAACACUCCCCGGUCCAACCAGACGGAGGGCCAGAAAUGGCUAGCAUCAAAUCUGACGUCAUUCGCCUUCCCUUAACUUACACUAACACCAAGUGUUAAUUCAGAAUUGUGGUUUUUUUUGUUCAUGUAUUCACCCAUACUAGCUUUGCAUGCUUCUAUUUCUCAUUGUCGUCGAUAAGACGAUAGGAUGUAGACACAAAUGACAAUUAGUAAAAAUGAAAAGGGUAGUCAGAAUGAAAUUUUGAAUACCCGCAGACUGUGUAUGUUUGUAAAUUAGACUUGCUUGAUAGUAGCUUACACCUUAGUACUAAUAGUUUUUUGAACGAAGUUCACUUGUUUUCUCAAGUUUUCCAAAAUGUAGGCAAGUUAGUAACCGGGGUCCCUCCCUCAAACUCCAAAAUUUUAAGAGACACCCGGGAAGCCCCGUGUAUCUUGUAAAAUAAAAAGAAAUUAAGGAAUAAGUUUUUAAAAAACCGGUCAAUAACAAGCAUAUGUUACAGGGCGUUUCCCCCAUUAUACAGCUGCAGGUGUUUUUUUUUGUAAACGCCUUCUCUUCAUGAUCAGCUGAUACCAACUCUGUGGAAAACACACAUUUACAUGAAAUAGACGCAUUCUGUCAAAAAUGAAUGGAACGGUUCAAAGAUUGAAAAAUUAGAACCAAGGAGUCAGAUUUAUAACAUGCGUCGGGGUGGUGAAACAAAGCAGAUAAUGGGAGAAA
This is a messenger RNA of Ostrea edulis (European flat oyster), 1193 nucleotides long. RefSeq lists its product as uncharacterized. The transcript is spliced from 4 exons. The coding region runs from base 73 to 519 and encodes 148 amino acids. Lineage: Eukaryota; Metazoa; Mollusca; Bivalvia; Ostreida; Ostreidae. The record is from RefSeq and is a predicted model, not a curated record.